AUGGCACCGAAAAUUUCUGGUGUCCGCCUCGCUUUGUGCAAACAGCCGCAUUUGGCCCAGGUCGGUAUCAUCAUAACCUCGAUUCAAGGGGGUGCCGGCCCGGGAAUCCCGUACCGGGACCCGCCGUGUAUCCUCAUCAAAUUCUCAUAUGCAAACAAGGUGUGCGAGAAACGCUGGUUCCAUCUAAAAGUGUGGAACAUGUGCAAGCACCCCGGAAUUGUGCCUGCACAACUUGUGCAAAACGUGGGGAGAGCGCUCACAAAUGAUGUCAUAUUACUAUAUAUAGACACGUUCCUGAUUACGUUAGUUAUUGGCGGAGGACUUGCGUCAUCCGCGCCUGCCUCCUCCCUCGAAAGGUUGUUUGCACAAAGCAAGGCGGAGCUCAGAAAUUUCGGGGAGGUGUCUAGGGUUUUGCAUCAAACUAUGGCGGGAUGUUAA
This is a messenger RNA of Laccaria bicolor S238N-H82, 438 nucleotides long. RefSeq lists its product as uncharacterized. NCBI's taxonomy places the organism in Eukaryota, Fungi, Basidiomycota, Agaricomycetes, Agaricales, Hydnangiaceae. The record is from RefSeq and is a predicted model, not a curated record. Bases 1 to 438 code for a protein of 145 amino acids. The transcript is spliced from 6 exons.